This is a messenger RNA of Alternaria alternata, 1460 nucleotides long. RefSeq lists its product as hypothetical. The transcript has 2 exons. Bases 278 to 1021 code for a protein of 247 amino acids. The record is from RefSeq and is a predicted model, not a curated record. Lineage: Eukaryota; Fungi; Ascomycota; Dothideomycetes; Pleosporales; Pleosporaceae.
GCAUUGCGACCUGGGACACACUGGCGUCAAUACUACUCUGCGAUUAGUCGUCGUCUCUCCACUAACAGAUCGAAGGUGAGUUGCAGCCGAAGCGCGUGUACACGCGCGAUAUGAGUGAAAAGGGGCUUGUUGCCGUGAGGAAAGAAGUGAGGAGAGGCGAUGAUGCCCAAACGAUUAAUUGUAGGUAUGCGCCGGCCCGAGCUUUCUCCGGCACCUGAAGAUCUUCAUCCCACGGUUCUGCGGACUCCCGAGACGACGAGCAUCACCACCCACAGCCAUGGCCACCCUCCAAUCGAUACCGCGCUUCCUUCUUCCCCGGGGCCCGCUGCUCCUGCGACCUCAAGCACGCGCCUUCCUCCCACUGCCCUCACCCACCAGUGUCCGCCAUGCCUCCAUUACCCCCAAGGGCCUGUCAGAAGAGUUCCGGAGACGGCGAGAAGCACAGCAGCAGAGGGGAGCGCCCGUAAUACCGCAGCCCGACAAGUACCGACCGCCGUCACACAGCAAGCGAGCCCCGAACCGGAAUCUGGAGAACAAGAUCUAUGGCGCGCCCGUAUCGGAAGAAGACAAGAAGCGCAUGGCAUCCAAGAAAUACCCCAAUAUGAUGAGUCCAGAGGGCACCUUCUCGCAUUGGUUCCUCCACAAUCGGGCAAUUCAUCUGUGGAUCACAAUGGGCAUACUCGUCUCCCUCGCCAUAGCCGCAUGGUACAUGGACUUCAUCUCCAAGACCGUCUUCGGCCACUUGCUUCCUACACGCAAAGACUUUGUCCGCCACCCCUUCGAAUCCACCUCGCGCUUCAUUGAAGUCUACAAGAUGCACAUGGCGCAGACGUCGCAGCAGUACCAGCAGCAGAGGCUGCAGAAGGCCGAAGAGGUUGAGAAGAGGAAGCAGUUCCGAUUGGAGAGAAAGAGGGAGGCCGAGGAGAGGGGUGAGGAAUAUGUUGAGGACCCAAGGUAUUACGUUGGUGAGGAUGGUAUCAGGAGGAGGAGGGUGAAGAAGUGGUUUGGCAUCUGGGAGUGAGGUUGUCUUUGGGCAAAUCAUUCGAUCACUGAAAAGCACACCAGCGACAGGUGUAGUGGCGAAGAUUGGACCGUAUCGUAUUCGAGGACAGUGUAGGAUAUGAGUCAUGAGCGACAACAAGUCGUAGGACCGUGAUGACAGGAGAAGUCAACAACCCAAUGUUCGAGCCCCAACUUCAUUUUCGAAAUGUGGGCUAUCGUUGUAACGAGACGUGUACAUGGAAGUAUGUAUAUUAGAGAUUUUGAUCUCAUCUAUCAACAGGAAUGAGAAAUCAGGCACAUCUCCUAGCAGUUCAGCAACAAUAAUGCUGCGCAUUCCAAAGAGAUGCCUAGACUGCUACGAUAAUCUAUCAAUCCCACCUCUCCUUUCUUCUUCCCUCCUGCCAACCCAGACAUCAUCAUCUGGCGCCAUACCCCUCUCUACUCCUUCCAGCCCACAC